Polistes dominula (European paper wasp) is the source of this 2020-nucleotide messenger RNA. It is a transcript of the gene Fkbp39, whose product is annotated as FK506-binding protein 39kD. The record is from RefSeq and is a predicted model, not a curated record. Gene Ontology annotation, cellular component: chromatin; nucleolus. Gene Ontology annotation, molecular function: peptidyl-prolyl cis-trans isomerase activity. NCBI's taxonomy places the organism in Eukaryota, Metazoa, Arthropoda, Insecta, Hymenoptera, Vespidae.
GAUGGUCGUUCGUCAUUGUUACAUUGGCGCGAGAACGUUAGACGUGUUCAGUUUGUGAACGUGUUAAUCUAUAUUAACGUAUUGUAAUAGCUGAAAGUAUUAUUGUUAACAUUAAUAUAAUUUUGUUUUAAUUCCUUCCAAAGUUGUACAAUAAACAAUUCAAAAUGUUUUGGGGUCUGGUAAUGGAACCAAAUAAACGGUAUAGCCAAACUGUUGAAAAAUCAUUCCACGUGUCUAUGGCAGCUUUAGACGUUAAAAGCGCCGACGACGAUGUAGUCCAAGUGAACGUCUGCUAUGAUGGUACAAGUUAUUUACUUUGUAGUUUAAACAAAGCCAUAGCAUGGCAAGUACCAUUAGACUUACAUUUUCAAGAGGGAAGUAAAAUAGCUUUUUCAUGUAAUGGUCAGAGUUCUGUACAUUUAACUGGUUAUUUAAUACCAGAAGAUGAUGUAGAUUUAGAUGAGGAUUCUGAAGAGGAGGAGGAGGAGGAGGAAGAAGAAGAGGAAGUGGAAGUGCCAUCUCCUAAGCGUAAAAAGAGAAAGGCAGUUUUACAAGACAAUGAAAAAAUUAAACGAACGAAACAGAAAGCUGAAUCUGUAACCGAAGAUGAUGAUGAUGAAGAUGAUGAAAAUGAAGAUGACGACAAUGAUGAUGCAGAAGAUGAUAGCGAUGAUAAUGAUGAUGAUGAUGAUGAUGAAGAAGAAGAAGAAGACGAUGACGACGACGACGAUGAAGAGGAAGAAGAAGAAGAAGAAGAAGAGGAAGAGGAGAUAGUACAAAAAAAAUCUAUCAAAGCACAGGAAACAAAAGGUAACAAAAACAAGCAAGUACAGCAACAACAGCAACAGUCAAAAAAGAAAGAUAAACAAAAAUUGGUUAACGGAAAGGAUGUAAAACAAAAUCAACAAAAUAAGAAUAAAGGAGAAAAUCAACAACAAAAUACUACGCAUGAACCGAAAAAGAGGGUAGUUGAAGGAGGUGUAAUUGUAAAAGACAUAAAGAAUGGUAGCGGUGCACCAGUAAAGCCAGGAAAGUUUGUAUCCGUAUACUUUGUGGGACGAUUACAAAAUGGAAAGAAAUUUGAUUCAAUUACGCAAGGAGAUGGAUUUAAAUUUAAACUUGGAAGAGGUGAAGUUAUCAAAGGAUGGGAUUUAGGUAUUGCAGGCAUGAAAGUUGGGGGAAAGAGACAAAUUACAAUACCACCUGUUAUGGGGUAUGGUGCUAAAGGUUUCCCACCUACUAUUCCUGGUAACAGUACACUUGUUUUCGAUAUUGAACUCAAAGCUAUCCAUUAACAUGUCAUCAUCUGAUAAAUAUUUACAUUCUUCUGAUAAUUAAUUUUAAAAGGUUUUAUUAUUUGUCUAUUAACACAAAAGGAUAUGUUACAUAGUUUUAAUAUUUUGAUGCUAAUAUAUUAUUAAAUAUUUUAUACUGAAUGUAAUUUUUAUUCUCUUCCAAUGACUAUCUAUGAAUUUUUGUUGCAGUAUUGCUUAGAUAAUUUUAUUAUUUAUAUAAAUAGUAACAUUUUUUUUUAUGUUUAUAAAAAACUUAAAUAAAUAGGAUACUGUCGAGCACAGUUAAUGUUUUCUUGCGACAUCCUUAUAUGUUAAUAGAUAAGUAAUAAUUUGUGAUCAAAUAAAAAGUUAUAAAAUUUAUAAAAGGACUCCUAAAUAGGUUAAAAAAAAAACCAGUUUGAAUUGUUAGAGAUACGAUAAAACAAAGUGUUGAUGUUUUUGAUAAGAAGUUAUAUUAAUACAUUGUAUUUAAUAUGAUGUAUACAGUCAACAUAUAAUGCAACAGUCAAAGUACAUUCUACUCAAGUAUAAUACAUUCUAUAUCUCACUAUAAUUAACUGUAACAUCUUACAAAUUACUGUUAAAUAUUACACGAAAGUAAACGACGUUUUUUCAAAUAAAUCUUACAAAUAUUCUUGCUCGCCCAUAUGUUUAUUUCAACUUUUAUAGUAAAAUUUAUCAAUUCAAUUUUUAAGUUACAUAUUUCAUUAAAAUAAUGUAUUAAU